AUGGCUGAUACCGCUGCUGUUAACCGAGACCAAGCCGCCGUCGCUGAUCCUCCGGCUACCAGGAGGGUUCCGGCCAAGAGAGGAAAGAAAGCUGCCGCUCCGAAAUCUCCAGCUGCUGCUCCAAAAGCCGCUGCCCCGAAAGCCGCUGCCCCGAAAGCCGCUGCCCCGAAAGCCGCUGCCGUUAAGGUUAGUUGGUCCUAAAAAUUUGAGAAUUUUCAAUAAGGAACGAGAAAAUGGGCGGUCUGUUGGGUUUCUCUGUGAACUUAAAAUUAAUGCAAUUGUUUUUGCGAGGGAGUACUUUCUCAGUGUAUUUUUAUUUCAGAAAACUUCCGCUGUUGUCGCUACUGCGUCUCCUUCGCCAGCUCCAACUAAGAUCCCGAGGAUCAGAACUCAGGCCGAUCACCCUUCUUACAUCAUCAUGAUUAAGGAAGCCAUCGCGACUCUCAAGGAGAGAAAGGGUGCCUCAACUCAGGCCAUCUUCAAGCACGUGUCGACCAACUUUAACGUCGUGCAGGGAUCGACCACUGAAAAGCAGGUAGGAUUCCGAAUUUUGGAAUAAAAUUUCUCAAUGUUCCGUUUCCAGGUCAAAAGCCGUCUCAACAUCGCUUUGAAGAAAGGAGUUACCUCCGGAGCUCUCGUUCAGACCAGCGGAACUGGAGCCAACGGACGCUUCCGUCUGAAGGCGGAUACCCCGAAGAAGGUUGCCACCAGUGCCACCGUCCCUGUUGCCGCUCCCGUCGUGUCUUCUUCUCCGACCACUCCAGUCGCCACUAAGCCGAAGAAGACUAUCAAAAAGAUGGUGAGGAUUACUAGCAGACAGAUCUGAUUGUGCAUUUUAUUCAUUCCAGGCGGUUGCUGCUGUUUCUGCUAUUGCUUCUCCGAUCGAAAAGAAGAACAAGUCGCCGAAGAAGGUUGCCGCGAAGCCAGCUGCCAAGAAGAGCAAGAAGGCUCCAGCCCAGAAGGCCGCUGCCACCGACUAA
This is a messenger RNA of Caenorhabditis sp. 36 PRJEB53466, 980 nucleotides long. Lineage: Eukaryota; Metazoa; Nematoda; Chromadorea; Rhabditida; Rhabditidae. The record is from the annotation of a GenBank genome assembly.